AGAAGCUCAACCAAAUGGCAAUUAUUGCUUCCUCUAAUGCUGCUAGGCAGCUUUCUUAUGCUGGAAAUCGGAACAGAUGCCCAGCUGAGUUCACAGAGCACUGGCUCGGAUCUGUCCAGUGUUCCCAGGAUACGCACAAAGCGCGGUAUAUUUUGGGACUUCUUUCAGAAAAUGUUCAUCACCAAGAAUCUGAUUGUCGAUCAAUAUACGGACACACGCAACACUCUCAACGACAUUUACAACACUGUCAAUGAGCAAUUCAGCGAUCCUGCGCCCGCUAAGCCCACGAAUCGACCGCGGAGUACAACAGAACGUUUGGUGAGUGCAUCAGAUGGGCUAAUUAAUGUAAUUGUAUCGGGAGCAUUGAGUAGCGAGGAUGGCGACAGCAGUGAGGACCCCACCACAACCACAGAGGCCUAUAAAAUCUCACGCUACGAGCUGGGCCGAAUCCUGGGGCGCAACUUUCGUGGUAUUCAGCGCUUGACUCAAACAGAGUUCCGUGAGGCACUGAAUGCAACACACUAUAAUUUGAAGGAGUACAAGGCAGAGGCGGACAAACAAUUUGCGAACAGCUUGGCCGUGGAGAAGAAGAACAAAAUCAAAAGCCUGAAGGGCUGAGUUCGGGCAGCGACCAGAAAGUGCCUCCGAUAGUUGUUUCUGUGAUGUGUCAGCAAUGUGCCUGUUUUAACAAUUAUUGCUUAGUUGAUGACUACUUGAAGUGGUUUAAUUCCUGGUUAUUGUUUUAUAUUUU
Scaptodrosophila lebanonensis is the source of this 751-nucleotide messenger RNA. RefSeq lists its product as uncharacterized. The record is from RefSeq and is a predicted model, not a curated record. Lineage: Eukaryota; Metazoa; Arthropoda; Insecta; Diptera; Drosophilidae. The transcript is spliced from 4 exons. Bases 37 to 618 code for a protein of 193 amino acids.